Molecule: messenger RNA, 675 nt
Organism: Oryzias melastigma (Indian medaka)
Lineage: Eukaryota; Metazoa; Chordata; Actinopteri; Beloniformes; Adrianichthyidae
Product: protein turtle
Biological process (GO): cell surface receptor signaling pathway
Molecular function (GO): transmembrane signaling receptor activity
Source: RefSeq, a predicted model, not a curated record
AGUGAAGCUUCUGAUCAGAGAAGAAGUUCUGCUGAAGACAGCUGCAGGUUCUGGUGUUCAGUUGGUUCUUCUAAAGCAACUUCCUGCCAGGCUGAAGAAUGGAGGGAACAUCUGUCCAGAUGCUGCUGGCUCUGAGCUCCCUGCUGUGCUGCACAACAAACCAAAUUGGUGUGACUGUGAGUCCCAGCAGAUCUCAGUUCUUUGAAGGAGAAUCAGUGAUUCUGAACUGUGAGGACGACAGCUCUGCAGGAUGGACUCUGAGGAGAAACACCUCAGGAGAAACCAGGACUCAGUGUGGAUCUGAGUGGGGAUCAGGAGAUGGUUUGUCCUGUAAGAUCAGUGAUCUAUUUACAGCAGACAGUGGUGUGUACUGGUGUGAGUCCAGAGGGGGAGGAGCCAGCAGCAUGGUGGUUAACAUCAGUGUCUCUGGUGGAUCAGUGAUCCUGCAGAGUCCUGUCCUCCCUGUGAUGGAGGGUCAUGACCUCACUCUGAGCUGUCAAUCAAAGACCCCUCCCUCCAACCCCUCAGCUGCUUUCUAUAAAGAUGGCUCCCUCAUCAGGACUGAGCCUACAGGUCACAUGACCCUCCAGCAUGUUUCCAGGUCUGAUGAAGGUCUCUACAAGUGUCACAUCAGGGAUCAUGGAGAGUCUCCAUCCAGCUGGAUCUCUGUCUCAG